GUUCUCUAACAGAACAAAGCUGGUGUGAUAUUCGUCCUGUCUCCUGGCGGCACCUCUCAGGAAACGUGGUGCUGGACGACAUGAUUCCCAAGGCGGCCUCAAUUACAAUUUGGGAGUGGUAAUGGCUCAGAAACACAACUUCAAUGUAGAGCCGGUGGCUCGUUUCGCGGGCCUCAAUGCGGCAAUUCGAAGGCCACGGGAAAUUGCAUUUUUCUCCUUUGACGAGGAUCACAAAUUUCGGCUUGAUGCCUCGAGCCUGCGUUACUACUACCCACCCGCACUGCCUUGCGAUCUCAGUAAAGGAUUCGAGACAUUUCGACAACUCGACGACUCUGACGAUGACCAUCUGGAUGGCCUCCUAGAAGCGAUCAUCGUGUACGAGAAAGAGAAAGGCUCUAAAACAGAGAUCGACUUCCUGACAUGGCGAGGAAUGAUGACCAAGGUGUGAUGUGCUUGAUAUAACUGCGAAAGACUCGCUCAUGGCCCGGACAGCUGAUGAUAGUUCCCUUCUCCAAGUUGGACGACUGGGAAAUGAAUGUCACCUUAUUCCAAGGCACCAUCUUCAUCGAGGAAAAUCACACCAAAAAGAUUUCUUCCCGCGGAGAACAGUAUUCCUCUGCGGGACGACCAGGUGCCAUGUCUCAAGACCUUAUGAGUUUCUGGGGUUACAAGUUCGAAACUGUGUCUUUGAUGCCGACACCAUGGCCUGAGACCUCCCGAGAGUACAUCGAAUCCCGAGAAGACCAAGUAGUUAGCAAUCAUGCUCAAUAUUGCUCCAUUGUCCGAACUGGCUUCGGCAAAGUCAAAAUGAUCCUCGGUGGGGAAGUGGACGCUGUCAUGGCGUUCAAGCCAGAAGACAGAUCGCAGCCGAUCGAAUGGGUGGAGCUCAAGACGACGGCCACGAUUACCAACGAGAGAGAGCAAAUCAAAUACGAGAGGAAACUCCUCAAGUUUUGGGCUCAAUCAUUCCUACUGGGAGUACCGCGGAUUGUCGUUGGCUAUCGAACUCAGCAAGGGACACUGGAACGUCUUGAAGAGUUGAGUGUGCAGAAUAUUCCGGACAAUGUCAAGUUGAAGGGUAAGGGUUUGUGGGAUGGACAGACCUGUAUCAACUUUGCCGCAAGCUUCCUCGAGUGGCUGAAGACUACCGUCACAUCUGACGGUGUUUGGCGAAUCCGAAAGCGAGAAAAGAUUCCUGUGCUGGAGGUCUUCAAGCUGGAAGAAUCAGGGCAUGGCGACAUCUUGUCGUCGGCUUUUGUCGAGUGGCGCACCAACGGCUUGAGAUCCCAUCAGCAACAUUUGCAGGAACUCGCAGACAAUGCGAAAGUGGAGGCAUCGGAACCUCCAUGAAUGGUUUUCUAGCGGUGAUACUUGUGCCACGGCACGGCUUCGGUACACCAAUCGAGUUGGAUCAAGCAUCAGUCCGGAGAAGUCGGUACCAGUACUUGCUUGCUCUCAGCACUUUCUCCAGGCGUCACGGGCUUGCGGGUACGGUGCCAUGUGACAAGUUUCUUAUGACUGCGACUGGCAAGAUGCCCUCUCCAUUCUUUGCCCGUCAUGAGGGUCUUUUGGCACACUUGGCAAGUCCUGGCUUCGCGGGCAUCAUCGAUAUCAUCCUCCUCGAUCUGUGAGAAUACUCUCGCCGCCAUGAUCGAGAGAGAUUUUGCUUCAGGCAGCUCGUUUCCUUUGAGGAAAGAGUCCACCAGUGCUUGUGCAGGCUCUGUGACUGCGGUGUGCCAGUUGAUCAGAUCAGUGCAGUCAAGAAGGAACAGCAGGUCGAACCUGCCGGCAGCCUUCAGAGCUUUUGCCAGCCGAAUUCGGACGAAUCGAUUCUGACGCUUAGCAUAGCGUCUGGUGCUCGCUUUAACCGCGUCUAUACCCUCAUGCUGCGCCACCGUUACUGUUGUAAGAUCGGGAUUAAACGCUUGACAUGCCUCAAGCCAAGGCUUCAUUUCUUUGUAACCAAUGGAUCCCCAGAUGCCGUUGGCGAGGUCAACUGGCUCUGCCCC
This is a messenger RNA of Cladophialophora immunda, 2009 nucleotides long. RefSeq lists its product as hypothetical. Gene Ontology annotation, molecular function: mRNA 5'-diphosphatase activity. Gene Ontology annotation, cellular component: cytosol; nucleus. Lineage: Eukaryota; Fungi; Ascomycota; Eurotiomycetes; Chaetothyriales; Herpotrichiellaceae. The record is from RefSeq and is a predicted model, not a curated record. Bases 496 to 1350 code for a protein of 284 amino acids. Gene Ontology annotation, biological process: nuclear-transcribed mRNA catabolic process; NAD-cap decapping. The transcript has 3 exons.